Molecule: messenger RNA, 2642 nt
Organism: Lynx canadensis (Canada lynx)
Lineage: Eukaryota; Metazoa; Chordata; Mammalia; Carnivora; Felidae
Gene: FAM149B1
Product: family with sequence similarity 149 member B1
Exons: 14
Coding region: 158-1912 (584 amino acids)
Biological process (GO): protein localization to cilium; cilium assembly
Source: RefSeq, a predicted model, not a curated record
GACCCUGGAGAGGUGGCGGUCCGGAGUCUAGGCGACGGGGCGUGACGGGGCCGGAAGGUGGCGGGAGGGGGCCGGGCCGGAGCCGGCGGGAGGGCCAGGUCCCGAGGCCCCGACCCUGGCGUGCCCGCCCCCUCCGCGGCAGAGGAGGAAGAGGAGGAUGAUCUCCAGAUACACCCGGAAGGCGGUGCCACAGAACUUGGAGUUGAAAGGAAUAACAAAACAUGCUAUUAAUCAUCAUCCCCUUCCAGAGCAGCUGGAUGAAAUUUCUUCUACCAAUGACAGCCACGAAAAAGAUACGAGUUCCCAAAGUGAGUCUGACAUCACACAAGAAUCACCUUUUACAUCAGCUGACACUGGGAAUUCAAGAUCUGCUUUUCCAAGUUAUACAGGAACAGGGAUCUCCACUGAAGGCAGCUCGGACUUCUCCUGGGGAUAUGGUGAGCUUGAUCAAAAUGCCACUGAAAAGGUCCAGGCAAUGUUCACAGCCAUUGACGAGCUCUUGUAUGAGCAGAAGCUGAGUGUGCAUACUAAGAGUCUACAGGAAGAAUGCCAACAAUGGACAUGCAGCUUUCCUCACCUCAGGAUCCUGGGUAGGCAGAUAAUCACUCCAAGCGAAGGAUAUGGACUGUAUCCUAGAUCCCCUUCUGUUGUUUCAGUUUCACAUGAGACAACACUUUCUCAAGAAAGAGAUUCUACUAUAUUUGGUAUUAGGGGAAAGAAGUUACAUUUUUCAUCUUCUUAUGCUCACAAAGCAUCUCCCAUUGCCAAAUCCCCUAGUGUGUAUUCUAUGGAAAGAGAGGAGGAAGACUGUAUAAUCUUCUCUGAAGGAAUAAUAGAGGAAUACCUAGCAUUCGACCACACUGAUAUGGAAGAGGGGUUUCAAGGAAAGAAAUUACACGCAUCUCCAGAGAAACAGAAAUUAGGGUACCCUCCCAUUGCUCCAUUUUACUGCAUGAAAGAGGACGUCCUUGCUUAUGUGUUUGACGACGUGUGGAGCAAAGUUCUGAGCUGUAUGGAGCAGCUGACACGUAGUCAUUGGGAGGGAUUUGCUUCUGAUGAUGAGAGUAAUGUUGCAAACACCAGACCAGUUUCAGAAAGCCCCUGUGUGCUGAGUGAACCACAACCCUUGGUUUUACCUCGAGUGCCACAGUCGAAGGUGCUGUCCAUCACCUCAAAUACAAUGAAUCUCUGUCAAGCAGCAAGUGGUCAUCAGCCAAAUGUGAAUGGUCUCUUGGUCCAUGGGAUGCCUCUACAACCAAGAAAUCUCUCCCUAAUGGACAAGCUACUAGAUCUUGAUGACAAGCUACUUAUGAGACCUGGAUGCAGUACCAUCCUUUCAACCCGAAAUUGGCCAAAUCGAGCCCUGGAGCUUAGUACAUCAGCUCUGUCAUACACAGUGCAGUCUGCCAGGAGACGCAAUCCCCCACCACGUACGCUUCAUCCCAUCAGCACAAGCCAUUCAUGCGCUGGAACGCCAAGGCCUGUGGAAGAAAUCCUCAGAGGAUCCCGAGUUCCAGGAGCGGCGGACUCACUCUCCUCUCCCUCACCAAUGCCCCUGAGUCGAAACAAUCUCCUGCCACCUAUUGGCACAGCUGAAGUGGAACACUUAAGCACUGUGGGGUCACAAAGGCAAACGAAAACCCAUGGUGACUCCAAUCGAGCUCGAAGUGCAGUGGUGGAUGAGCCUAACCAUCAGCAGCCCCAGGAGAGGCUCCUUUUACCUGACUUUUUCUCCAGGCCCAACACUACUCAGUCAUUUUUGCCAGAUACACAAUAUCAUUCGUGUGUUGCUGAGUAUCCUCAUCAGGCCCGACCUGGUAGGGGAUCUGCAGUGACAGGUCCUCAGUUACAUGGGUCUACAAAAUCUCAAAACAGAGGUGGACCAGUCUCUAGAACCAAGCAGGGACCAUAGGGCAAAUAGAAGGACCUGCUUCAGGCUGCAGGGAACACGUGAGAGAAUUUCAUGAAUCAGUGUCCAGUCAUCUUGUGAUGCGAAGCUUGUAUACAAAAGAACUUAAAACCAUCUUCAUGAAGUGUUAAUCUGGUGUAACUGACUGAGGAAAAAAAAAAAAAAGAAUAUCCGCCAAAGAUUACAUGGGUACUGUUUUUCCAGUUACCAUCUUCUUUCAGCAUUAAGUUAACCUACUCCACUGGACAGAAUUUGUAUCCAAAAAUGUAACAAAUUAAUAAUUAUCCCCAAAUCACUGCUCAUGUUGUCUGUUAAUGAUGAUCAGUUCAAUUAUAGGAUUCUAUAAGAGUCUAUGAAGACUAUACAUACACAAAAAGCAGCAAAUGAUUGUUUGAUAACAUGAAGCUAUAUCACUGGCUUCAGAACACUUCCACUUGUAUGAAUUUCUGGAGAGUUGUACUCAUUUUUAAGGCAUUUUUAGGAGACAGUUCUGUCAAAACUCUGAGCUACUCAUCAAACAGAUGUCAGUCCUAAAGCUUUCUCUUUAGAUGUCCAAUCUUCUAGGCAAAGAGGUAUGGAAGGGGUGAGUAAUAAAGACAUAAAUGUUGAACACUGGUUUAAAGUAACUUAUGUAAUAAGUCAUAAUGUAUAUAUAUUUUCAGACAGGACAGCUCAACCUCACAAUGCCUGCUUGAUAUCAGAUUAUGCUUUUCUUAAAGGACUUUAGUGGUUA